AUGCGUGCAAUCGAUAUCACAGAGAUGUCAAAAUAUGAAAAAAUAGCCGAUGUCUUACUCGAGAAUUGUGAUCAACCAUCAAAAUAUGAUCUCGUCGCUCCAAUAGUUCAAUGUGAUUUUGCUGAAUUUCCAAAUACGCUACAGAUUCCGCCUUUCGUACGUCGACAACAACGUUAUUCUGACCAACAAAAUGGAACAUCGAAUUUGAAAUGUUAUCGUAUUCGAGACUUUCAACGGAUAACACUUGCCCAAACAGCCUGUGCUAUAAGUAAUGCUUGUGAAGCUCGUGGAUGCACUUGGAAUGUUCCAAGUGAAUCUGGUUAUGCAGCUUGUUAUGUACCAAAAGAAAAAGGUGGUUAUGCAAAUCCACAUAGUCGUAUUCAAUUGAAUGAAUCAAUAUCAAAUAUAAAACAACUUGUAACAACUCAAUCAAAUGAAUUUUCAUUAUAUGGUGAAGAUAUUGAUCGUUUAAAUGUUCAAGUAAGUGUAUCAGGUCCUGAUAUGAUACGUUUAACAAUUCGUGAUGCUGAUAAACAACGUUAUGAAGUUCCUGUACCAAUACGAUGGCAAGCAACAUUACCAGCAUCAUCUAUUAAAGCUAAAAUAAAAUUUGAAAUGACAAAAACAAUAAAUGGACAAGUUGGUUUUCGUGUAAAACGUACAGAUACACAAUCAAUUAUAUUUGAUACAUCAUUUUUUGCUGAAGGUUUUAUUUAUGAGGAUAAAUAUAUUCAAUUUAUAACAACAAUUCCAUCAAGAAAUGUUUAUGGUUUUGGAAAAAAUGAAAAUUUAUAUGGUACACAACCAUUUUAUAUUGCUAUUGAAGAAGAUGGACAAACAUUUGGUGUUUUAAUAUUUAAUUCAAAUGCACAAGAUUAUAAAUUAGAUGAAUUUGAAGAUAAUAAAUCGAUGCUUACAUAUCGAACACUUGGAGGUAUUUUAGAUAUAUUAUUUUUUGCUGGACCACGUCCCGAAGAUGUUAUUCGACAAUAUGAAUCUGUUAUUGGUCAUCCUUAUAUGCCACCAUAUUGGUCAUUAGGUUUUCAACUUUGUCGUUAUGGUUAUGAUACACUUGAUAAUAUGCGUGCAGCUAUGCAAAGAACUUUAGAUGGACAUAUUCCACUUGAUGUUAUGUAUGGUGAUAUUGAUUAUUUUCGAAAUCAACUUGAUUUUACUUGGGAUCCAGUUUGUUUUAAUGGUUUACCAGAAUAUGUUGAUUGGUUACAUACACAAGGAAUGAGAUUUAUUACAAUUCUUGAUCCAGCUAUUGAUUCUGAAGAACCAAGUUAUGAUGUUUUUACAGAAGGACAAAAAGAUGAUAUUUGGGUUAAAUGGCCUCAAAAUAAAAAUCUUCAAUUUAAUGAAACAAAAAUAGAAAUAUGGUUGGAUAUGUAUGGCCUAUUGGUAAGUUUAUGCUUUUAA
This is a messenger RNA of Rotaria sp. Silwood2, 1422 nucleotides long. The record is from the annotation of a GenBank genome assembly. NCBI's taxonomy places the organism in Eukaryota, Metazoa, Rotifera, Eurotatoria, Philodinida, Philodinidae.